Molecule: messenger RNA, 2382 nt
Organism: Photinus pyralis (common eastern firefly)
Lineage: Eukaryota; Metazoa; Arthropoda; Insecta; Coleoptera; Lampyridae
Product: collagen alpha-2(IV) chain-like
Exons: 3
Coding region: 41-2314 (757 amino acids)
Cellular component (GO): extracellular region
Molecular function (GO): chitin binding
Source: RefSeq, a predicted model, not a curated record
UUUAGUUUAAAGGGUGCUUCAGUGACUCUAAUCGAGAAGGAUGAACUGGAUAUCUCUCGUAGCCGCGGUAUUAGCAUGCGUAAGCACCAUACAAGGACAGGGAUACGACUACAGUCGCCCUAAUAAGCCGUUUGAUGCCGGAUCGAGCGUUUCCGGUCCUGGCAUUCAACCAUCCGGUCCACCUACUAAUUUUGCUCAGGGUGCGCCAAAUGUAGGAUAUCCUUCCGGCUCUCCAUACCCAGGCGCUCCCGGGCAACAAUUACCUUCAGGAUCACCAACGCAGUUUCCUAUUGGAUCCGAAAAGUCGCCCACGCCAAAAUACCCAGGACAACAAGGGUCACCAGGUUCGCCCACCGGUGGAUACCCAGGUUCAAGUGCACCAGCCGCUGGUUACCCAGGAUCAAGUUCGCCUGCUGCUGGAUACCCAGGCUCAGGUUCACCUAAAGGUGGUUAUCCAGGAUCAGACUCUCCACCCGCCGGUUAUCCAGGACAAAGUUCGCCUGCUGCUGGAUACCCAGGAUCAGGUUCACCUACCGCUGGUUAUCCAGGAUCAGGCUCACCAUCCGCCAGUUAUCCAGGGCAAAGUUCGCCUGCCGCUGGAUAUCCAGGAUCAGGUUCACCUACCGGUGGUUAUCCAGGAUCAGACGCACCUGCCGCAGGUUAUCCAGGAUCAAGCUCGCCUGCUAGUGGAUACCCAGGAUCAGGUUCACCUACCGCUGGUUAUCCAGGAUCAGGCUCACCAGCCGCCGGUUAUCCAGGACAAAGUUCGCCUGCUGCUGGAUAUCCAGGACAGGGUUAUCCAUCUUCUACUUCUCCAGCCCAAAGAUUCCCAACGCCAAGCCCUCCUUCCACUGGUUACCCAGGUUCAGACGCCGCUUACCAACGCCAAAAACCAUCUAGCUCUGCGUUACCCGGCCCAAGUUCACCUGGUUCUAAUUAUCCUACAAGCGCACCCGCAUACCCCAGCCAACCUGAAUCAAACCGACCCGACAGCGCCUAUCAAGGACAGGGCUCUCCCGGCUUUGGUUACUCUUCACCUAACACGGGCUAUCCUACAGCAGGAAGCCAGAGUCCUAGUUCAGCAUACCAAGGACCCGAGUCUAGGCCUCCCACAGCAUCGCAGCCGUUUGGAUAUCCAUCAUCUCCAAAUUAUCCUACACCAUCACCAAGUUCUCAAUACCCAGAUAAACAAAGAGGUUUUCCAAUCGGGCCGUCUACAUCGGCACCUUCGGGUUAUACGAGCCCUCAAAGGCCCGGUAGCUUUCCUUCUGGUUUCCCCUCUUCACCACAAUCCCCCACUGGCCAACCCAGCUUCCCUGAAAAAUUAGAUCAAAGACCUUCUGGUCCAGGCUAUUCUGGCGUAGGUUCAGCACAAUUUCCGCAACAGCAACCACAAUUCCCCGGACAACCAAACGAAGAUGACGGUCAAUAUCGCGGAACUGCCGAAGACGGCGAUUACUCCGCAAUUCCGGGACAACCCGAAGCCGAUUACCCUAUAUACUCAUAUAUACCGGAGACGUCCUUUAAAUGCGAAGAGCAACAGUAUCCAGGUUACUAUGCGGAUGUAGAAGCGCGGUGCCAAGUAUUUCAUGUCUGCGCCAACAACAAAAUGUAUGAUUUCCUCUGUCCAAACGGCACAGUCUUCCACCAAGAGUAUUUAGUAUGUGUAUGGUGGAAUCAAUUCGAUUGUAAUUCGGCUCCAUCGCUCUACGGCAUUAACGCGAACAUUUACGAUUAUUCAUACCGUGUGCCGCAGAGCAUUCCCGGGCAACCUGAAUUUCCGGGUUCUAACGCCCCGGGAGCUCCUCAAGGUUCUACCGCGGCAGACAGACAACCAGGACAGUCUCCUCAAAAAUCCGGUUAUUACCCCACACGUCCACAAGACGAAGGAAACGCACCAAAUGGUUAUCGUGGACCCACCCAAGGCGCACCAGGUUAUACGCAGCCGGAUCGAAACGCGUCUGGCUAUCCAAGUCCCGCUCAAGGCUAUCCAGGAUCUAACGCACCAGGUUAUACGCAGCCGGACAGAAAUGCCCCUGGCUAUCCAGGAUCCGGCGCACCGGGUUACACGCAGCCAGACCGAAACGUUCCUAGCUAUCCAAGUGCCGCUUCGUCUUUCCCCAGCUCAUCGCCACAAAAGCCCUCGCCGCAAGGUCAACAACCCGAAGUCCAAAGACCAGGAAAUAAUCAAGCACCACAAUCAACGGGAGGUUUUCCCGCAGGAAACGGCUAUUCGAAUGGUGCGCCUGGUUCGCAGCAUGCAGGAACGUCAGACCAGCAGUCGCGUCAGUAUCUUCCGCCUUAUAUAAGCUGAUUUUGUUGAACGUAACUUAAAUUAUUUAUUUCUUUUGUAACGUAUUCGAGUUUGUAUAAACACAACAU